This is a messenger RNA of Melozone crissalis (California towhee), 3759 nucleotides long. It is a transcript of the gene TSSC4, whose product is annotated as tumor suppressing subtransferable candidate 4. The coding region runs from base 348 to 1382 and encodes 344 amino acids. The record is from RefSeq and is a predicted model, not a curated record. Lineage: Eukaryota; Metazoa; Chordata; Aves; Passeriformes; Passerellidae. The transcript is spliced from 4 exons.
AAGGCGGGCAAGGCGUGUGGCUGUUGUGGAAGGUGUUGGGGCUGUGCGGUGUCGGGGAGGCAGCAGGAAAACGCACCGAGUCUCUCUGAGCAGCACCAGGAUGGAGGAGCCCACUGGGAAUCUUCCCUUCCGCAGAGACAACAUCCUUGCCGAGUCGUGCUGUGGUCACGUCACCAUAACAAACCUGGUGGAAGUGCUGAGAUCUUUGGUGGCUUUAACUGACCCUCAGGAGGGGAAGCUGACUCAGUCUCAAGAGAAAGCACUAAACUUGCUGGGCAUUUGGAAAAGUGUAUUUAGAGUUGUUCCUGGGCCUACAUCAAAGACCUCGGUGGAGUGACAGCUCAAAGAUGGGAGACCAGGAGGCAGGUGAACCUUUUCUGGGGAUAGUGGCUGAUGGUGGCAGAGACUUUGAAGGAGCUCUGCCCUCAGACACGGUGUCACUCAGCGAUUCUGACUCUGAUGACUUGGGGCUGGCGGAUGAAGCAGAAGUUGAUACAAUAUCUCCCGAGGAGCCAUCUGUAGAUGAAGGGGAUUCCAGAUCAGGAGAGACACCUGACUCUUCAAACAGCAGAUCUCCUGUGCAGCCAUUCCAUCUGAAGGGCAUGAGUUCUACGUUCUCUCUCCGUAGCCAGAGCAUUUUUGAUUGCCUGGAAGAGGCAGCCAAGCUGUCUGUGCCCUCGAUGCCUGAAGAUAAUGUUGUUGAUGGGAGGUUCAAGCGCCCAUUGCCUCCAACCACAGUUUCAGGUAACGUGGUCCCAGAAAACAUGGGAAGGCAAGCCAGAGCAGUGCAGGCUCCCAGAACCUCUCCUGCAGUGCCUGACUACGUGGCACACCCGGAGCGCUGGACCAAAUACAGCCUGGAGGGAGUUUCAGAGUGCAGUGACAAGACUAACAGGGCAGUGGCCAUGGAAUUUCUAGGUGGUUUGAAGAAAAGAGGGGAGCAACAGGGCUCGGCUACUCAAGACAGCUACACCCAGUCCUUCAACCAGGACCCUUCCAGCUGUGGAGCUGGGAGGAUUGUCUUCACCAAACCAACCAAAAGAGGUGUUGAUGGACUGGAAAAGAAAACAUCAACAGGGGAGGAUGAUAAAAAACAGGUAAAGACAGAUCUGAAAGGAAAAUCUCUUAAGAAGGCUGAUGACCUGAGGGAAGAGGAUAAGGUUGAGCUGGGGCACUUAGACAGUGACAGUGGAAAGGCAGCAGAGGAGGAGGAGUGCAUGAUGGAAGGGGACCAGAAAACAGAACAUAAACCUGAUGCAAGGCUUAGUGGUGCAGGUGAAGAGCCAUCGCUGGGAACAGUUGGAUUCCACUGCAGUAAGAAGAAGAGCAGGAAAAAUUUCCGACCUAAAGCAGAUGAUGAAGGGGAGGAAGAAGAGUCCUAGAGGAUGAAGCACAUUGGAGACAUCCCAGGACUUGUCUUGGUCAUUUUUUUCCUUCUCUCUUUUUUUUUUUCCCCCCUUUCUGGUCUGAAAACCACAUGAUAGCUUUUUGUCCAACAGUUUGCAUCAUAGCCACCAAGAAUGUUUUAUAUUGUUAGAAAUCAAGCUACCUAAAAUAAACUCCAGCCUUUUUGUUUAUGAGAAUUCCAUGGGCACAGGAUAGUUGCAUCCUGGCAGGAUAGAAUAAAGUGUGAUAAUUCAGAGCUGAAGUAUCCAAAGAAACAGAAGUGUUAGCUAAACGGUUGCAGGGCUUCCUAGUAACUCCCAGUUUUGGAAUUGUUCCCAAAUCCUGUGGAAUCAUGGAGAAAAGGUGAUGAGCUCAUUAUGUAGAGAUUUUUAAACUUUAUGAAAAUAAAACCUAGUCUUCCACUGCAUGUGAUUUCUUCUGGCCCUGUCCCAGGGAGGAAAACCUUUUAACUUUUUUGUUUAAAAAAUCUUUCUGUCAUUGCCAUUGAGGGUGAAAGCACAACAGUGCCCAGUUACAUGAUGUGAGGAUCUGCACCUUUGUAUGUCCUUUCCAAGAGGUGCUGCUUCCAUACUGAUUCUAUAUGUGGAUUGGGGCGUUUGUGGGAAUCAGCUAUUUAUACCAGAACUGGGAACUUUUUUUUUUCUAUGUGAUACAAUAAACUUCUGGUUGUAACUUGAUUUCUUGUCUGAACCACACUGAGUAAUGCAGCUGUAGGAGUUUUACCAAACAUUUUAUUUGAUUCCUAAACUGCCUUGAAAACUUUUUAAAGUGUUACUCUAACUUUGCCAUCUUGUUAACUUCUCCCUCAAGUCUUAGAGAUUCUAAACCUCACAUUUUUAACAUUUUCAAUCAUUUUACAAUGUACAAUCCCCUCAUAGGAUGAGUCAUCUCAUACAAUGAAUCACAUUGUAGGGAAUGUCAAAUAGAGUGGGUUUUUUUCCACAGUGCUAGUAAAUUUAAUAACUAAGGUUGAAAGAUUAAAUUCUUUGAAAGGUUACAUGAUUUGAGACUCAAAUUAGUUCAGGUCACUUUGGACUGACAUUUUUUGGGUCAUUAUUCUAAAUGAACCAAUCCCAAGAGUAGUAUUUACAAUUGUGUAGUGAAAGAUUAAUUUUGAAGAGUUUGUGAUAUUUCUCGGUAGAUUGUGCUUGCUCAAACUCUGAAGGGUGUUUGAGGGGGUGACUUCAUCUUAGCAGUAAUUAACUGGGAGGCCCAAAUCACUUGGGCUUUGUGUUUGAACUGAUGCAUCAUUUGGUAUUAGAAGCAGAAAACAGUGUAAAAGGAGCAGUUGUGCUCCAUUUUUCUAAACUCACCUUUUAGUUUUCAGAGCAGAAUGUAUGUUCUCAUGAGUAUGCAGUUGGAUGCACAUUGCUUAGUGGGUCAUUGGUAAAUACCUUGGUUGUUCCAAUGCAUGUGAGUGGACACACACAGCAGGUCCCAAUGGAUAGAUUUUGGGUUCCAGUGGAUAAUUAGUGUGCUGAUCACAUUAAAAUAGUCGCCAUUUCAAAAUGGAAACUGCUGCCAAGAGCAGGGAAUGCUUGUUGUGAGAUAUCUGUUAUUUCUUAACAAAAAGUGCAGCUCAGUAGUACCAGCUUACUGGGUUUAUGAGUUCUGCUUGCCCAGGGUGAGGAACAGGUAGGACUAUCAAAAUUCCAUCGCUGCUAAUGGAGUCACAGGUCUGGGGCACAGCUGAAUAAACUGGACAAAUGCCUGUUUCAUUAAGACAUCAUAACAAGAUUAAUAUCUGGUAAUAAAAGGCUCAUUUUUGUCAGAGCUGAGAUUUAUUUUUUUUUUCCACCUCUAGUAACAGAAAGCUUUUGUACAAUCUACAAUUACAUUGCAUAGAGACAAUAUUAUACAUGUGAGGAAAUGCAGUUAAAGUUUGUAUCAGAGUCAGACACAGCCCAAUACUUCCCCCUUCUGAUGCUGUUUAUAUUAUUCCAAGGAAAUUUCCCCUUAGAGAAUGGUAUUGAUAUUUUUGUGGUAUAUCUUGCAAAAUUCGAAUAAAGCCAGUGAAUUUUUAUAUGCUAAAAAUAUACAAGCCAGUUUAAAUAGUGGACAAAGCCACAAACAGCCCAAAUUCUUAGACUGCACGAUAAUUCUUGGUACACAUUCUUGUUUUAAAGUCUCUUAGGUAAUUUCUUUUUCCCCUGACCCUUGAGAAAGAAAAGUAGAAUGAAAUCAGAUGCUUAGAUGUAGAGGAGGUAUUCCAUGUGGUGUGAUACAUGGAGGCAAAGGCUCCUUUUCAGCAGGGAACUGGCAGCAGCUGUGAUGGGGCAUGGGCCCAACAAAAACCAGGUGAUUCCACUCUCUGAGGUUGAGUGAGGAGCCCUUUAGAAGGAAUACCAGCAA